Molecule: messenger RNA, 5410 nt
Organism: Bactrocera neohumeralis
Lineage: Eukaryota; Metazoa; Arthropoda; Insecta; Diptera; Tephritidae
Gene: Fbl6
Product: F-box/LRR-repeat protein 6
Exons: 10
Coding region: 888-3536 (882 amino acids)
Biological process (GO): SCF-dependent proteasomal ubiquitin-dependent protein catabolic process
Cellular component (GO): SCF ubiquitin ligase complex
Molecular function (GO): protein binding
Source: RefSeq, a predicted model, not a curated record
UAAAUAGUGUUUAAUUAAAUCCAAAUUUAUCUAUUGAAAUUUUUGUGUUGGGCUAAUUAAUGUUUGAAAAAAAAGUCGACCAGUACUAACAAAUGCAACCCUACGUACAAGGAAAGAGAAAACAAAGCACGUAAACUUUAUUGUAUGUCGUACUUCGUCCACUACACAACAAUUUUACGCCGUUGAAGCGAAAAUUUUUGUUGCGCUGAUAUUCUUAGGAAAUGUGAAAAAUUAUAUUGUGAAAAUAACUAUAACUCUUUGCUAAAGUUGGUUUUGUAAUAAAAUUUAUUGCGAAUAGAUUAAAUGUGAAAUUUAUAUCGUGAAAAAUUUGUGAUCCUAAAAAAAAAAAACAAUGAAAAAUUUUCCAAUCUGCGAGAACCGCAUACGCGGUAAAUUAUAUAUUUCCAUCUCUUUUGUGCAAAUGUUAUCUCUCCUAUCCGAAUCUCACGUAGAAUGGUAUCUAGUAAGCGACCAUAAGUGUGACUAAGAAAGGUUUAUAUGCGAAUAGGAAUAAAUAAAUCACUGAAAAGAGAUUCCUGCUAGUCGAAGGCGCGAAAAACUCGAAACUAAAAGAACAGAAAAAAUAAACCAAAAUUGCAAGUUUUAUAUUAUAAAAAUAUAUAAUAAUUAAUAUACAUGAUAGUACAGUAAACGUUGAGAUUACAGUUAAAAAAUUGUGUGUUUGUGUUUGUCUGCAGUUGGUCGGACUAAAAGACCAAGGAAAUGCAUUUUUAUGACUGCUGUGAAAGAGUUGAAAAUAUGUAAUUGUUACGAAUGAGAUGAUGUAAACAAUGAAUAAAUAAGAAAUAAUACAACAGCGAAAUAAUAAAGUGGCACCGAAAAACAAAACAUAAGCAGAUAAAUCAGAUAUCGAAGUUGCGGAAGAUAUGAACAAAACUCAAAAUCAUAAAACCCAAACAAAUAAAGAUGAAACAAGUGAUGAAACUGCGAAGAAGCCUACACAUAAUUCAGCUAUCAUAACCAAUGAAGAAGAUUCAAUUAAUAAUGAGAAUAUAUCGGUAAAAAAACAAGAAGUCUUAUUAAUAAAAGUCACUGAAAGCAAUGAGUGCUCCAAAACUCCAAAGCUGGAAGGAAGUGCAAAUAAAAAUUGUCUUAAUUUUAAAGAGACCAAAAGUGGAGCAAAUUCAAAUGAUUUAAAUGAAUUUGAGGACUCGCAAGAUGCUGUCGAGGAUGACGAAAGUCAGAAGGAAGAAGCAUCAACAGCUGACGAUGACAACAGUCUUUCGCCCUCAAGACAAUCGCAAUCACCCCCACUUAGAGACACAAAAAUUGCGACAUCAAGUGCAUCCAUUGCUUCGGCAAUUGGGGUAGCGGCUUCCGUAGUUGUGGCAGCAGCCGGUAUAAGAGCUUCUAUUCCAGAUACAAUCUUGUCGCCACCCAAGUCAGAAACACAAACAGAUGAUGCAAACACCGCUACAUCAUCCUCAUCCCCAGCAUCGGAUUCUCAGCUAUCGCCGAUGAUUACCGAAGCCUCUAUUGCGAGCAGUGCAGCACUUACCCCAACUACACCACCAGAAGCACCAGAAAUGUCUGUCUCAAAUAAUAGUGGAGAGUCAACACUGUCUAAGACAGCUACCAAGAGGGGUGCCACCGAUAUUGACCCAGUUGCGGAAGGUGGUGGCAAACGCGUUAUACAACCGAUUAAUCUUGUUGCAAACGGCACCAUACCCAAAUCUAGUGGGAAACCGUUAAUGUCGGCCAUGAAUAAAAAAUUGAAAGAAAAAACUACACGUGCACCACGACAAAGGAAACUAAAACCUACGUUGCCUAUGUACGAAAGCGAGAUAAGCGACAAUAAAACAGGAAUCAAAUUAUGUAUAAAGAAAUCAGAUUCUACGGGCAAUUUGGCUGCUUCAACAGGCAUUUUAGUUCCAACUGUUACGGCGAAAUCGGUAGAGACUGCAGCAACUACUGCACCUAAGCAGACGCGCAAACGUUCCCGCAAAACGAAAUCAAAGGCACGCGUCGAUGACGACGAAAGUGAGCCUGAGGUAACGCCGGUAAAGCGUGGGAAGAAUAAGGCCAGAAAUGCAGAACGUCAGAAGAAAGUCUCUUUUAGUGGCAUCGAAGAACAAGGCGAGAAACAUCGAGCCACAAUUGAGCAAGGCGAUUGGGGCGCACGCAUCCCACAGGAAAUACUCUUUAAGAUUUUUGAAAUUCUAGUUGAUCGUGAAGGUUGUUUGCCAACACUUUGUCGACUUGGUCGUGUUUGUACACUGUGGCGAAAUGUUGCGCUAACGCCAUCAUUGUGGAAAACUAUGGAUCUAUCUACGUGGAUAAAGGACAAAUAUCGCACCGAACUCAAACUAAAAUGGUUUGUAGACAAUCGAUGUAGCGAGUGCACAGAAUUGAACGUUGCCAACUGGAAAAUGUCGGAUAUAAACUGCUUUCUAAACAAAUUGGCGGUCGGUUGUCCAAAUUUAACGAGCAUUACACUGUCAGGUUGGAAAGGUUUCACUUCAGAUCAUUUGGCUUAUUUAGCAGAAAAUAUGCAAAAACUGGAACGCCUUGAUUUGAGUUCUGUUAAUGUGGAAAUGAAUGCGAGUAAGAGCGCAGUGGGCCCACAAUCGCUGUGCAAUGCAUUACAAAUAAUGAAUAAACGUUUAACGCAUCUCUAUUUGGCACAUAAUCGGCUGGCCGGGAUCCCACAAAUAGUCGCUACUUUGGCUACACAUUGCCCCAAUUUGGUGAACUUAGAUCUCUCAAAUGUUACAACACAAGCGACUUCACACGGCAUCUUUCACAUUGAAAAGCUUCAGCAUGGCUGCCCGAAAUUAAAAGUACUACGAGUCACGAAUUCACAUAUAACAUGGGGGAAUGCAACACUGCAAGAAACGAUGGAUUCGCCAGGUUUCCCAGAGCUCGAGGAACUCUCGGUGGCAGCUUUAACGGAUGAAUGCCGCGUUAUCGGUGAUGACCAUUUGCAGCGCGUAUUGAAAACCAGUUCAAAACUAAAACUCUUGGAUGUGCGCGGUUGCGCACGACUCACACACGAAAGUCUUAUACGCCUACCUGCAUGGGACAUCAAGCAUUUAUUUUUGUCAUUUUGCUCAGUGACACGUGAUGUUGGCUCCGGCCUCGAGUUGAUCGCUUCAAAAUGGGCUCAUAGUCUUAUAGAAUUAGAUUUAGCUUGGGCGAAUGUGCAGCAGCCACUUGACAAUGCAUUACGUGCAUUAGCCGAAAAGGGCAGCGAAUCGCCAUUAGCGCAUUUGAAUCUCUGUGGUUCAUCGGUUUCAGAUGAAGCAGUCAAGGAAAUACUUGCGAACUGUGCGCACAUGAGUUCAAUAAAUCUCUCAUCGUGUCGUGGUUUACCGCGUGGUGUCAAACGUCUCAUGCAAGGUCAGCAAGAGUUACAAGAACUGCGUGAAGUGCUUAAGGUGCAGAUGAAAGUGAAAUUGCCCGCUCAAAUAAAGCAAGAGCAAGAGGAGGAGGAGCGACGGAAGCGCUCCGAACACUGCGUCGCAACUACUGAUGCUGAUAGCGGCGGUGGUGGCAGUAAUGUUCAAUCUAAUUGAAAUAAAGACGUUACAUCACACAAAAUUAAAAAGCAAAACCUGUGCGUUAAUAUGAAAAAAGAAUUAGUAACAAACAAAAAUUAUUUUUAACACAAGGAGUAUAAGUUUGUAGCUUAAACUAAAACUAUGAACGCGAAGAAUAACUUCAAUUAAUAUUAGAUUUCAUUAUGAAGUAUGACCUUUUUCAGUUUAACUAUUAUUAGCACAUUCAAAAGAAGCGCUAAUUGACGAUUAAGCAUUAAAUUACCUGGAUUUAGGUGUUUUCUAGAAACGACACAGUGUGCAAAUCUUCUGCUGCUGGUGGCAGAAAGACAUUAAAUUUACGUAUUUUAGCAUUAAUGCGUGCAAAUUUUUAUAUAUGUAUGUAAUUUUUUGUGCAUCACACAGGUAGCUUCCAAAUUAAACACGGAAUUGUGUAACUAUUAUGUCAUUUGGCACUACUUUAUAACUUAACUUUUAUAUAUUCCUACAUUUAAGUAAGGCUUUAAGUCACCGCUUAAAAAUUGAUUUAUAUUUUUAUUUGGUCACAUUUAUACAAUUAUAUAUACAUUUGCAAUAUACAUCUACACCUAUAGUCGCUGGAAUCCCCGCUAGUGUUAAUUUUUUAGUUAUACAAUUUGGAAAUGUUUAAGAAAAGAACGUAUUAAGUUUUGUUUACAGUUAUAAUUGCUACGAAUUUUCAGUGAAAUUAAAACAUUUUUGGUUACUUUAAAAAAUAUAUGUAAAACCGUAAACAUUGCAAAGAAAAUUAUGUUAUUACAUGUAAAAUAUUAAUAGUAUUAAGCGAAAAUAUCGAUUUAUUCGAUAAAAAUUAUCGAACGUUAUGAAAUCAGUCAGUUAUUUACAUAUAUUCUAUGAUUAAAUUGUACUCUAUACACACAUAUAAUUUUAAUUAUAUUAUAUUUUCUAUAUAUGAUAAUCCUUUGCAAUUUAUAAAAAUCAUAUACAAAAACUCACCUCAAAAGAAAUAAAUAAACGGAAUGUUUAACAAAAGUUAAUUGGUAUGAUUUUCUCAAAUAAUAUUUAGUUAGCAUUAAAAGCCGAUUAAAGUAACGAGUUUUUUAUUUAAAUUGAAAAAUAAUAAUAUUCAGAAGUUGUAUUUGAAUUAAAAAUUGUAUAACUAUCUAACUUGUUGAGCGUGUGAGCACAAUAUAAUAAGUCUUGUUUAUAAAUUAAAUUGUGGUUAGGUCAAUAGGCAUAAAUUCAUUUCAAGUUUUCAUUUAUAAAAUGACGCCGGCCUACAGUACCACUCUUUCGCUAAAUCGUCGGGCUUAUAUAAUAUUUGCUUUAAUUGUUGUAAUUUAAAAAUUGAAUUUUUUCUUGUCUAUGGGCACAACGGCGAAAAAAUAUGUAUUUCAAAAUCGUUUAUGAAAGCGAUAACUUAUCAUGAGUAUGAUUAAUUAAAGCUUAAGUUAGCUUUUUUCAAAAAUUUCACGAAAAUGCCCAUUACGAGUAUAACUGUAUAUCUUUUUUAAUAAACAUAUGUAAUUACUUCGCUUUUAUAACCUUUAGUAUACAUUAACCAAAUGAAAUGUUGUUUGAGAUUUUUUUUCAUAAAAUGAAAUGCAUUAAUUUACAUUUUGUUAAAUAUAAGUAUAUUUGAGCUGAAGACAUGUCUUAAGCGGAAUGAUAAAAUGUAAUAUUCCACAAGUGCUUGGAAUUUGUAAAUAAAACAAAAGCAAGUGAUGCAAAUAGUGCAAUUUUCAAAAUUAAAGCCACAAUCUGCUUCUCUAGUUUUAUGAUUUUGUUUUACACAAUCAACAAUUGUAUUAAUAAUAAAAAAUUGUUAAACCUUAAUAUUAAUAUUGAAUAAGCAUUUAAGAAUUAAAAGUGCAUAAUAUUUAAUUUAAAUAAAAGAAACAUUUUAAAUACAA